AUGGAUGAACUGAGUUCAUUGGACGUGGAGACCAUCAUCUGCUCAGGAGAUGAGUCACAUGGACAGAUGAAAUGUGAUGAUGCUGCCCGGCCCAAGGUGAACGGUGUCACCAGAAUCCUGCAGACCCUCCACCGAGCCCUCCUGGACGCGAGGAGGAAGAACCAGGAGCUAGCAGCCGAGAACGCUGCUCUGAAGGAGCAGAGGGUCAGAGAGGAAGAGUUGGAGAAGGAUCUUGCAGUUAUGAAGAUGACAAUGAAACAGAAAGUGGAAGAAAACAUCUCCCUGACCACUGCUCUUCAUCUCCAGCAGUUGGAGAACCAGAAAGUAGAUAAUGAAUGGAAGGAGAAAUUUGCAGCUCUGCAGGAGAACUACGAGGAGAAGCUGAGGUGCAGUGCCCUGGAGGAGGAGGCCAGCUUCAAGCAGAGACAGGAUCUGUUAAACAAGCUCAGGAAGACAGAGAAGUGGUUUUUAGAGGAGGCGAAGGCGGUACAGUCCCAGAUGCUGAAGAACAUGGAGCUUCAGAACCUCACCUCUAAGACCGACUGGGACAAUGUGAAGGUCAAAACUGAGAAACAAGAGAAGAAAGAACAACUGGAGAGAGAGAGGAAGGAGAAGAAAGAACAAAUGGAGAGAGAGAAGAAGAAGAAGAAGGAGAGUGAAGAACUGAAGAAGAGAGAAAAGAAAGAGAAGAAAGAAACGAAUAAGCAGGAAAAGAAAGAACAAAUGGAGAAAGAGAAGCAGGAGAAGAAGGAGAAGAAGGAGAGGAAAGAACUGAAGAAGAGAGAAAAUAAGGAGAAGAAAGAAACAAAUAAGCAGGAAAAGAAAGAGCAGUUGGAGAGAGAGAAGAAGGAGAAGAAGGAGAAGAAGGAGGAGGGGGGAAGUGUGAAGAGGAGCAAGUGGUUCCCCUGUUUUACCUUUUAAAUCCGGAGCUAGUCCUAAUCUCUCUCAUCCUUCCUCUCCCACAACCAUCCCUUCAUCCUGAAUGCCCCUCUCCCUUACCCCUUACC
Molecule: messenger RNA, 1007 nt
Organism: Pleuronectes platessa (European plaice)
Lineage: Eukaryota; Metazoa; Chordata; Actinopteri; Pleuronectiformes; Pleuronectidae
Product: DNA ligase 1
Exons: 3
Coding region: 1-921 (306 amino acids)
Source: RefSeq, a predicted model, not a curated record